UCUUUUGUUUUUAAUCAAAAAAAGAAUCAAGCAUUGAGUAACAAUAAUAUUAAUAAUAAUUAUAAUUAUUUGUUAUUUAGUUGUGAUUGUCGCGAGGCGGUUGAGUGGAAUUAUUAUUUUUUUACAGCAAAAAAAAUUAUAACUUUUUGGUCAGUGCCUGGAAUUCUCAAUAAAACAUUUUAUCAUUGGAUUGCAGUGAAAAAAAAAAAACUAUAUCGAGAGAAGGAAAACGCGUGCAGUGUGCAGUAAUUUUGAAGAUGAACGCUCUACCGAUGACGACGAAAACGACGAUGAUGACGGGGAGGCAUAGAAGAAACGUGAUCGUGUCAACUGUUGGUGCAACAAUGACCAGCAGUUUUCUGGUGCUGAUACCACUUUUACUACAGAUAUUUUCAUCCAUGUUGCCACUUGUGGCGGGACAUGGACGACUAAUGGAUCCACCGGCACGCAAUGCAAUGUGGCGAUUUGGUUAUCCAAAUCCAGUCAACUACAAUGACAAUGAGCUCUUUUGCGGUGGCUAUGCGGUCCAAUGGGAACAAAAUGCUGGACAAUGCGGAGUAUGUGGCGAUGCGUAUCAUAUGAAGUCACCGCGCCCACACGAAGCCGGUGGAGAGUUUGCCAAGGGAAUCAUCUCCAGAUAUUACACAGCCGGACAGGAAAUCGAAGUUGAAGUUGAACUAACAGCCAAUCAUUUUGGUCGUUUUGAGAUGUUCCUUUGUCCCAAUAAUAAUCCACGCUAUGAGGCUACACAAGAAUGUUUUGAUCGUUAUCCACUCUUCAUUUCUGGUACAAGGGAACAUCGUUUCUUAAUUCCCAGCGAAGCUAAGAAAAAGGAUAUCUUCCGUUAUCGAGUGAGGCUUCCACCCUAUGUAACAUGUACUCAAUGUGUCUUGCAAUGGACUUAUUAUACAGGAAAUAUGUGGGGAACAUGUGCGAAUGGUACUGAAGCUGUUGGUUGUGGACGUGCUGAAACUUUCCGAAACUGUGCUGAUAUUGCUAUUGUAUCAAAUACUGGAGGUGGUCUACCCCCAGCAUUCGUCAACACUAAAUCACCUUACCUUCUUUACUACAAAGACUAUCGUGCACCACUUGAUAAUAAUGUCUUCCCACUUAUUGUUCGCGAUCAAAUGUGUCUGCCAUCACCGGCAUUCCGUUCAUUGCCAGGUAUGCGAGGCUGGUGUGAGAAUAAUUGUCUGAGGUAUCCACCAAAUUGUCCUGAAAGUGCUUGUCAUUGCCCGCAAACUUGUGAAGCUAUUGGUGAAUUGGCUGGACGUGAAGGUGCUGAUACAUAUUGCUUAGAUAAUUGUCUCAAUUUCCGUUCAAAAUGUCCAACAGAUAGAUGUCGCUGCUAUUAGAAGUAAAAAAAUUGAAAUUGUCGACAAAUAUGCUUGCUCAAAAUGAAUAGAAACAAAUUUAAAAGCUGUGCUAAGAGGUUACUGCCAUAUAAAUGUUGU
Episyrphus balteatus (marmalade hoverfly) is the source of this 1454-nucleotide messenger RNA. RefSeq lists its product as uncharacterized. Bases 258 to 1355 code for a protein of 365 amino acids. The record is from RefSeq and is a predicted model, not a curated record. NCBI's taxonomy places the organism in Eukaryota, Metazoa, Arthropoda, Insecta, Diptera, Syrphidae. The transcript is spliced from 7 exons.